This is a messenger RNA of Lucilia cuprina (Australian sheep blowfly), 666 nucleotides long. RefSeq lists its product as uncharacterized. Lineage: Eukaryota; Metazoa; Arthropoda; Insecta; Diptera; Calliphoridae. The transcript has 2 exons. The coding region runs from base 227 to 565 and encodes 112 amino acids. Gene Ontology annotation, molecular function: chitin binding. The record is from RefSeq and is a predicted model, not a curated record.
UCAUACAUAUUCUUAUAUCAAACAAGAAUUGUAGUUAUUCUUUAUGAAAACGAUGUAUAAAACGAGCAUAGGCCAAAAAGAGGAACGAAUUUCAAUGCCGACUGAUGGCUGCUGAUAUAAUGGCUCCCGCAGUACACACUAUUCUCACUUUAAUGGAAAACCUAACAUCUUUUUCGAUAUAGUUUUAACUUCUACAGCUGCAUCGAAUCGCUUGAAGCUAUGAAUAAUGCACCAUUCCACAUUCAUUUGCAAUGUUAUCUUUUUUACUAUAUUGGCUAUUGGUAUUGUUUGCAUUUUGUCCUGUAAGCCCGAAGGCAGCAAUAAGCCUGAAUGUAACGACCAAAAUGUAAAUGCAUCCGUUCGUAACUUCUGGGAUCCCACUCACUAUUGGUUGUGUGAAACUGCUGGUGGUGAAGCUAAAUCUGUAAAAUGUCCUGAUGCUCAAGGUUUCGAUGCAGAUAAGGGUGCUUGUGUACCCUUCAAAGAAUGGAAAUGGACUGAUCCUUGCCCACCUGAAGCAAAAGAAGCAAAGGAAACAAAGGAAACAAAGGAAGCAAAGCAAUGAAAAAUGUUUUCUUUAGACGAAAACUAUAGAAAGUGGAAACUUAAAUAAAUUAAAACAAAAAUUAAUUUAUAUUGCCGAUUAAAAUAUAUAAUAAGAUAAAA